ACUAAGAAGAGGAAGAAUGGAGAAGCCACCUAAAGCCAAAUAUCGGAGUCACGGUAGCUUUCACCCUGAGGAGACCAGAAAGGGAAUGUUUGGGCUGAAGCUGAAGAAGAAGAAGAAAAAUAAAGCAGAGAAGGGAUUGAUCCUCACCAACAAAGGUGCACAAGAUGGGGACAUGUCUGAAGCACCGCAGGAAGGGGCUUCUCACCAGGAAGGACUGGAAGGAGAUUUGAUUCAUGACAAUGCUUCCCUCACUCCUGGUCCUUCGGCUCCCCCAAAGAGAAGAGCAAAACUGCUGACUAAGAUCCAUGAUGGAGAGAUCAAAUCUCAAAACUAUCAAAUCACCAUAACCAUCACCGAGGCCCGCCAGCUGGUGGGUGAGAACAUCGACCCUGUUGUGACCAUUGAGAUCGGGGAUGAGAAGAAGCAAAGCACAGUGAAGGAAGGAACCAACAGCCCAUUUUAUAAUGAAUACUUCGUCUUCGAUUUCGUCGGACCCCAAGUGCAUCUCUUUGACAAGAUCAUCAAGCUCUCAGUCUUACAUAACAAGCUGAUAGGAAGCAUCCUGAUUGGCUCUUUCAGAGUGGACGUGGGGACGGUGUACAACCAGCCUGGUCAUCAGUUCUGUGACAAGUGGGCACUGCUUACAGACCCUGGGGACAUCAGGACUGGCACCAAGGGCUACCUGAAGUGUGACAUCAGUGUAACCGGGAAAGGAGACAUCUUAAAGACCAACCCCAAAACCUCCGAUGCCGAGGAGCAAAUCGAGAAGAACCUUUUGAUCCCUCAAGGAUUUCCAUCAGAGAGACCUUGGGCCAGGUUCUACGUGAGGCUGUACAGAGCAGAAGGACUACCCAAAAUGAACUCCAGCAUCAUGGCAAAUGUCACCAAAGCAUUUGUGGGUGACAGCAAGGACCUUGUGGAUCCCUUCGUGGAGGUGUCCUUUGCUGGGCAGACGGGACGAACCUCCGUGCAAAAGAAUUGUGCAGAUCCUGUGUGGCAUGAACAGGUGGUCUUCAAGGAAAUGUUCCCUCCCUUGUGCCGGAGGGUGAAAAUUCAGGUGUGGGAUGAAGGCAGCAUGAAUGACGUUGCCCUGGCAACCCACUUCAUUGAUCUGAAGAAAAUCUCCAAUGAGCAGGAUGGGGAUAAAGGCUUUCUUCCAACUUUUGGACCUGCCUGGAUUAACCUGUAUGGCUCCCCCAGAAACCACAGUCUGAUGGACGACUACCAGGAGAUGAAUGAGGGCUUUGGGGAAGGUGUGUCCUUCAGGGGCCGGAUCUUGGUGGAAAUUGCUGUGGAAAUCCUCUCGGGUGGAGCCCAAGAGUCUAAGUUCUCCAAGGCUCUGAAGGAGUUGAAGCUGUCUUCCAAAGACAAAGACUCCAAAUCUUCUAAAGGCUCCAAUAAGGACAAGGCUGACAAAGCAGAUGAUGGCAAAGCCCAGCAGGCUGCUGACAAAACCAACUCUACAGAGGUGGAGGUGGAAUCUUUCACUGUACCCCCAGAGAUUAUGCCAGAAAAAUAUGAGGAAUUUUUACUCUUUGGAGCCAUUUUUGAAGCUACCAUGAUUGAUCGGAAGAUUGGAGACAAGCCUAUCAGCUUUGAAGUUUCUAUUGGUAACUUUGGGAACCUGAUUGAUGGAGGGUCUCAUCAUGGGAGUAAGAAGAAAUCAGCAGAGCUAACUGAAGAAGAUGUCCUUCCUCUGUUGCAUGAGGGAGAAAAAGAUGUGGCCCAUGAUGCUGCUGUUUCCAUGGCCUCCACCACUCACCCAGAGAAGCCUCUGGUCACAGAUGGGAACAGAAAUUACAACUAUUUGCCUUUUGGUGCCAAGAAGCCCUGUGUUUCUUUCAUCAGUUCCUGGGGAGACCAGACAUUCAGACUGCACUGGUCCAACAUGCUGGAAAAAAUGGCUGACCUCUUGGAAGAAGGCAUAGAAGAAGUGAGGGAGCUGGUCAAGGUUUCCGAGGAGGCACCGGAAGAGAAGAUGAAGGCUGUGCUCCGUGACUUCAUCAGCCAAAGCAGAGCCUUUAUCUCUGAGGCAGAAAAGAAGCCGAAGGUGUUGAACCAAACUGCGCUAGAUAAGAAACGACUCACGCUCUGUUGGCAAGAACUGGAGGCAAUGGCCAAGGAGGCUGAAGGGGUCAUUCAACAACAGAAGAAAAAGUUAUCUCUUGAUGAAAUGAUCCGUGAAACUCAGAACUUUGUGGAGAAAAUACGCUUUCUUGUGGAUGAGCCACAGCACACCAUCCCUGACGUCUUCGUUUGGAUGCUCAGUAACAACAAGAGAGUAGCGUAUGCCCGCAUUGCUGCCAAAGACCUGUUUUACUCCCCCGUCAGAGAGCAGAUGGGCAAGCACUGUGGGAGGAUCAAGACCCACUUUCUCAAGCUUCCUGGGAAACGGCCAGCUGGCUGGACUGUUCAGGCAAAAGUGGACAUCUAUCUGUGGCUGGGCUCCACCAGAUACUCCAGUGCCAUUUUGGACAACUUGCCGGCAGGUUAUGAAGCAGAGAUGCCCUCCAAGCCAUCUGGCACCUAUCACCCUCCAUCGGCCCUCCUCUACCAAGCCCAGCAUGUCUUCCAGCUGAGGGCACACAUGUACCAAGCCCGGAGCCUCAUUGCCGCUGACAGCAAUGGACUUUCAGAUCCCUUUGCCAAAGUCACAUUCCUGUCACAGUGCCAGACCACGAAGGUCAUUUCCCAGACUCUCUCUCCUACCUGGAACCAGAUGCUGCUAUUCAACGAGCUGGUUCUGCACGGUGAAGAGAGGGAGCUGGCGGAGUCCCCACCCCUCGUGGUGGUGGAGCUCUACGACAGUGACGCUGUGGGGAAACCAGAAUAUCUGGGUGCCACGGUGGCUGCUCCAGUUGUGACGCUAGCUGACCAGGACUAUGUGCCCCCAAAGCUGUGCUAUCACCCCAUCUUCUGUGGGAACCUCUCUGGAGGGGACCUCCUUGCUGUGUUUGAGCUGUUGCAGGUCCCUUCUUCUGGGCUUCAGGGCCUCCCUCCCAUUGGCCCUCCUGACUUCACACAGAUCUAUCCUGUUCCCUCCAACAUCCGCCCGGUGCUGAGUAAAUACCGCGUCGAGGUCCUUUUCUGGGGAGUCCGGGAAAUGAAGAAGGUACAGCUCCUCUCUGUGGACCGGCCACAGGUUCUCAUUGAAUGUGGGGGAAGAGGCGUGAAGUCCUGUGUGAUCCAGAGUUACAAGAACAACCCUAACUUCACCGUGCAGGCAGAGGCCUUUGACGUGGAGCUGCCUGAAGAUGAGCUUCUGCACCCACCGCUGAGCAUCUGUGUGGUGGACUGGAGGGCUUUCGGGAGAAGCACCCUUGUCGGCACCUACACCAUCAACUGUUUGAAGCAGUUUCUGUGCAAGGCCAGAGAGCCCCUUGGCCUGACCUCACAGACAGAUGGAGCUGGGGCCAGGCCAGAGUCACCGGCAACCACAGGGUCUUCCGAAAUCCUCAGCAACGCCCAGGAUCUCCCAACAGAUCACAUCUUUGUGGAUGUCGAGCCACCUCCCACAGUGGUACCUGACUCCGCGCAGGCCCAGACAGCCACCCUGGUUGACAUCCUUGACUCCUCUCCGAUGCUGGAGCCCGAACACAAACCUAUAGCCCAGGAGCCACCGAAAGAUGGAAAAGUCAAGCAAGAUUCCAGGAAGCCUUCCCGGAGAUCCACCAAAAGGAGAAAGAGGACUAUAGCGGACGAAUCUGCGGAAAAUGUCAUCGACUGGUGGUCUAAAUAUUAUGCCUCCCUAAAGAGAGCACAGAAGGAAAAGGAGAACAAUCCCAAGGAGAAAAGGGCCACAGAGGCAAAGCCAGACGAGGUAGUGUUGGAUAUAGAUGAUGGCCCCAAAAAGAAGAAAGACAAAAUCCUCAAGAAGAGAGUGAAAGAUGAUGGAAAUGACGGCGGGAUCCCAAACCUGGCUGUCUUGAAGAUCUAUGACGGUGACCUUGAGAGUGAGUUCAAUAAUUUUGAAGACUGGGUGAAGACCUUUGAACUCUUCAGAGGCAAAUCUACAGAAGAUGAUCAUGGUCUGGACGGAGACAGAGUCAUAGGAAAGUUCAAGGGCUCCUUCUGCAUCUACAAAAGCCCAGAGGAUGCUACCUCAGAGGACAGUGGGCAGCUGAGAAUCCAGCAAGGACUCCCACCCAAUCACCCCAUUCAAGUGCUGAUCAGGGUGUACAUCGUUGCGGCAUUUAACCUCAGCCCAGCAGAUCCAGAUGGCAAAUCAGACCCCUACAUUGUGCUCAGACUUGGCAAAACAGAAAUCAAAGACCGGGACAAAUACAUCCCCAAACAACUGAAUCCAGUGUUUGGAAGGUCAUUUGAGAUCCAGGCCACUUUCCCUAAGGAGUCCCUGCUCUCCGUCCUGAUCUAUGACCACGACAUGAUUGGCUCGGAUGACCUCAUUGGGGAGACCAAGAUCGACCUGGAGAACCGUUUCUACAGCAAACACAGAGCCAUCUGCGGCUUGCAGAGCCAGUAUGAGAUAGAAGGCUACAAUGCCUGGAGGGACGCGUCCAAACCCACAGAAAUCCUAACCAAGCUCUGCAAAGACAACAAGCUGGACGGACCACACCUUCGCCCUGGGAAGAUUCAGAUCGGAAAUCAGGUCUUCUCUGGGAAAACAGCCUUCACCGAAGAAGACUCCGAGGAAAUGGUGGAGUCUUAUGAACACUUGGCCCUCAAGGUGCUACACUCUUGGGAGGACAUCCCUGAGGUCGGGUGUCGGCUGGUUCCUGAGCACAUAGAAACCCGGCCACUGUACCACAAGGAUAAGCCGGGAAUGGAGCAGGGCCGUCUACAGAUGUGGGUGGACAUCUUUCCCAAAGACACACCUCAGCUUGGGCCUCCUGUUGACAUUUCACCCAGGAAACCCAAAGGGUAUGAGCUGAGAGUGACCAUCUGGAACACUGAAGAUGUCAUUUUAGAAGAUGAGAAUAUCUUCACGGGUCAGAAAUCAAGUGACAUUUAUGUCAAAGGGUGGAUCAAGGGUUUGGAGGAUGAUAGACAGGAGACAGACGUGCAUUACAACUCCCUGACCGGAGAAGGGAACUUCAACUGGCGCUUCCUGUUUCCAUUCCAGUAUCUGCCAGCUGAAAAGCAGAUGGUCAUCACCAAACGGGAGAACAUCUUUUCCCUAGAGAAGAUGGAGUGUAAGACCCCAGCUGUGCUGGUGCUGCAGGUCUGGGAUUUUGAAAGACUGUCCUCAGACGACUUCCUGGGCUCCCUGGAAAUGAACCUUAAUAGCUUCCCUCGGGCAGCCAAAUCUGCAAAAGCCUGCGAUUUGUCCAAGUUUGAAAAUGCAAGCGAGGAGAGCAAGAUUUCCAUAUUCCAGCAAAAGCGUGUGCGUGGCUGGUGGCCUUUUACAAAAAGCAAGGAGCUCACGGGCAAGGUUGAAGCUGAGUUCCACUUAGUCACAGCAGAGGAAGCCGAGAAAAACCCUGUCGGCAAAGCCCGGAAGGAGCCCGAGCCCUUGGCGAAGCCCAACCGCCCGGACACCUCCUUCUCGUGGUUCGUGAGCCCCUUCAAGUGCCUGUACCACCUGAUCUGGAGGAACUACAAGAAGUACAUCAUCAUCGCCUUCAUCCUCAUCAUCCUCAUCAUCUUCCUGGUCCUCUUCAUCUAUACCCUGCCAGGAGCCAUCAGCCGGAGGAUAGUCGUGGGUGGCUCCUAAGGGCAACGGAGGACACAGACCUCUUUAUGAUCACGUGCUGUGGGAGGUACUAUGGUGAUGCUAAAGGGAAAAGAUAAAGGGACCCGAUAACUGUCCCUGUAUCUUGGGGAUAAAUCAGGUCUUCCCUAGGAAGACUGAACCCUGGCAGGCUCUCCCUGCCCCAGUCUCAGCUACCACCUUCCAAAAUUUUAAAUCCCAAAUCUUGUUUUUGCCUACACUCCAGGAUAAUCAACGAUGACCUCGAAUUGACCUCAGUAAGCCUUCUCUCAAUGUAAUAGAUCGUAUUUUAAAAGAUCAAAUCUGAAUCUGAAAUUUUAUCAGAAGCCCCAUAUUUCAAAUAAAAUGUCUUCGUAAACAUUCAAAAAAGGCAGCUAGUAAAUUACUAUCUACUUAACAAGUCCCAAAUACCACUUGGUUUAAUCUUCACAGUUACCGGACACGUUCACUUCCAGGCUGUCAAACUGGCUUGACAAAAAUGUGUCUAAAUCAUCUAAACUAUUUCAUUGUUAAAAAUCCUCCCACAGAAGUGGUUCUCAGCCUGUGGGUCUCAACCCACAAAAGUAAUUUUGUGACUGGGGGUCACGGCACCAGAGUCGCAGCCUUAGGAAGGUUGAGAACCGCUGCUCUAUGGAGUGAAACCGCAGCCAGGUUACCUUCAAAGUCAACUGAAUACACGCAGUAGCAGUAGCGAGCUGUGAGAAGUUCUCUUGCAUUUGCUCUGUGGCACUUUCCAAAUGCAGCGUCCACAAUUUGAUAAAUUCUGUGCAUGUGAGUCAGGUGGGAAUUCUCAUUGGCUAGAUAUACAGCCCCCCGGCGAGCAUUGUGUCGCCACUGGUCACAGACUGUGACAGGAACGGCCCGUGCCACCUCUGCUCAUCCCUCACCGUCCCAGCAGGUGAGCCAGGUAGGUACAGAGUGUGAAAGCCCGUCUGAGAAACAGCAGCCAAUUCACUGAUGGAUGGCAUCAGCGCGCCUUGAAAGGAAACUCCCAGUCUCUGCAGAAUGUCCCUGCAUUCUGUCCUAUCUACAGUGGGGGUUGGGUUGAGGGGCCUCUUUUCUCAGUCAUAGUGAGGAAAUACAGGCUCUGAGAUGUUUGGCCUCCGUCCCCUCAAAGGACUUCCCCCCACCCCCAAUUUUUCUUCUUCCUAUCACCCAGGGUCGUUCCCCAGGUGGCACUGGGGAAACUAAGUUUGAGUUCUUCUCUCGACACUAGAAGCAUCAAGACAAUGGCUUUAAUUUUACCUUUUUGUUUGUUUGCUUUGUUUUGCUUUUGAGCUGGGGGUCUGCUAUAGUCCAUAUGGAUCUUAAACUUCCUAAAUGGCCAAGAAGAACUACGAUUCCCGAUCUCCCUGCUUUCAUUUCCUAAAUACUAGGACUAUAGACGUACCCCACCAUGCUUGGCUUCUUAUAUAUAUUUUAAUGCUAUUGCACAAUUGUAACUUUUCUAAAGUCAAAAGUGCUUACAUCUACAUAGAAAAUCAUUCUGGAAUGUUCCUUGUCCAUCAAAAACAGAAGGUAUGCUCUGUGAAAUUUUAAAAAAAAUAGAAGCUUAUAGUGCUGGUAUUCAACCCCAGAGCCUGGUGCAUGCUGGGCAAACCAUUCCACCAUUGAUUUGCAGGCCCUGUGAUUUUAGACUUGAGUACUGUUCACUCAGUUCUGGCUCUCGAUGCUCUAUCUCUUAGCAUCAGUACCAUCACAUUUUCCUGAAGUUCUGAGAAACAGAAGCUUGCUGCCUUGGCAAUGUUUCCUAGUGAGAUUGGCUACGUAAGUGGUGGUUCAUUCUCACUUCGCAGUGAUGUAUAUUCAUCCCUGAUGGAGAGGUCAGAUUGUUUGAUGUCAUGAGGCAUACGUAAUAAAUCCGUUCUAAGUAUUUGUAUAUGUGUUAGAAACCUAUACACAGCAUGUUGGAAAAAUAAAUAUGUACAUGAUGGGAAAUUUCUAGAGGAAUAUAACAACAUGAACAGUUAUCUAAGCAGCAUAAUCUUUUAUUUACCUCCUCCUUCUCCUAAAACUUCUUUAAUAAAUGUAAUAUUUUAAUGUAAAAAAUUUAAUAAAC
Messenger RNA from Psammomys obesus (fat sand rat), 7730 nucleotides. It is a transcript of the gene Fer1l6, whose product is annotated as fer-1 like family member 6. Bases 17 to 5674 code for a protein of 1885 amino acids. Lineage: Eukaryota; Metazoa; Chordata; Mammalia; Rodentia; Muridae. Gene Ontology annotation, biological process: plasma membrane organization. The transcript has 42 exons. The record is from RefSeq and is a predicted model, not a curated record. Gene Ontology annotation, cellular component: membrane.